This is a messenger RNA of Cokeromyces recurvatus, 1152 nucleotides long. RefSeq lists its product as uncharacterized. NCBI's taxonomy places the organism in Eukaryota, Fungi, Mucoromycota, Mucoromycetes, Mucorales, Mucoraceae. Gene Ontology annotation, molecular function: oxidoreductase activity. The record is from RefSeq and is a predicted model, not a curated record. The transcript has 2 exons. Bases 103 to 1044 code for a protein of 313 amino acids.
AAAGAAUCCAAAGUAUAUAAAUAGAGCUGAAAAAGAAAAGAUCUUGUACCUGAUUCUUUUUUAUUUUAUUUUAUUUUUAUUAUCCUCGAAAGAAAAGAAAAAAUGACUAUCGGAUUUGAUGAAGAUCUUCCUAAUGAUGUUUACAAAUACAAUGAAAUUCGUAAAAAUAUGGAUUGGGAAAAAUCAGGUAUUGCCUCCCUUUUGAAGCCAGCCCCCGUUUCUCAACAUUUACCUGCGUUUGAUGCUGAUGGUAAGCCUUGUUUCAAGCCCUAUAGAGGAUCUGGUAAAUUAGAAGGCAAAUAUAUCUUGAUUACGGGCGCAGAUAGUGGUAUUGGUCGAUCUGUAGCUACUUUAUUUGCUCUUGAAGGUGCUGCUGGUAUUACGAUUGUCUAUCGUGAUGAACGUGAAGACGCUGAUGCCAUGUACACCAAGAAUACAAUUGAAGGUCAAAGUCAAUGUAAGAUUCAGUUGAUUGCUCGUGAUAUUGGCUAUGAAAAGAAUUGUCAAGAAAUUUUGAAUUUCCAUUUAAAGCAAUUUGGAAGAUUAGACAUUUUAGUAAAUAACGCUGCUGAACAACAUAAAGUGACUCGUAUUGAAGACCUUGACUGUGAUGUUGUUGAAAGAACAUUCCGUACUAAUGUUUUUGGUCCUAUCUUUUUGACCAAAUUGGCCUGUAAACAUCUUGUUGCAGGUGGAGUGAUUAUUAAUACGGCAUCUAUUGCUGCUUAUCGUGGUAUGGAUGUCCUUGUUGAUUAUUCUGCUACAAAGGGCGCUAUCGUUUCUUUCACUCGUGCUCUUAGUCAACAAUUGGCACCUCGUCGUAUUCGUGUUAAUGCAGUUGCACCUGGACCUGUUUGGACACCUUUGAUUCCUAAUACGUUUUCAAAGGAAGAAAUCCAAAAUUUUGGUUCUUUCCCUCCCUUUAAGCGUCCUGCUCAACCAUGUGAAAUUGCUGCCUCUUUUGUCUUUUUAGCUUCUGAUGAUUCUUCCUUCAUUACCGGUCAAGUUGUUCAUCCUAAUGGUGGUACUAUUAUUAACACUUAGUUAAAUAUAUAUUCUAUAAAUGUAUAUGAAUAUACAAAUAUCUCCUUUUUUUCCCCCAAAUAAAGUUUUCUAUUCAGGAGAUAAUCUCUAUCGUACAAGUGGAAUUUA